This is a messenger RNA of Plasmodium cynomolgi strain B, 2315 nucleotides long. Its product is annotated as elongation factor g mitochindrial precursor. Gene Ontology annotation, molecular function: translation elongation factor activity; GTPase activity; GTP binding. Gene Ontology annotation, biological process: mitochondrial translational elongation. NCBI's taxonomy places the organism in Eukaryota, Apicomplexa, Aconoidasida, Haemosporida, Plasmodiidae. The annotation marks the transcript as partial. The transcript has a single exon. Gene Ontology annotation, cellular component: mitochondrion. The record is from RefSeq and is a predicted model, not a curated record.
AGAGAACCUUCUCCUCCAUUUGUGUGGAUAACUUGAGAAACAUCGGAAUCAGUGCUCAUAUAGAUGCAGGAAAAACGACAUUAACAGAAAGGAUUCUCUACUACACAGGGAAAAUAAAAAGUAUACAUGAGGUGAGAGGAAGUGAUGGAGUAGGUGCAACAAUGGAUUCAAUGGAUCUAGAAAGAGAAAAAGGAAUAACCAUCCAAUCAGCAGCAACCAACUGUAACUGGGACUUUAACAAUAAAAAAUUUACCAUAAAUAUAAUUGAUACUCCUGGACAUGUGGACUUCACCAUCGAAGUGGAGAGAUCACUCCGAGUGUUAGAUGCAGCGGUUCUUGUCAUAUGUGGAGUAUCUGGAGUUCAAAGCCAAACCUUAACAGUAAAUAGACAAAUGAAUCGCUACUUCAUCCCUAGAUUAUUAUUUAUUAACAAGUUAGACAGAGACGGUGCAAAUGUGGAGAGGACACUCAGUACCAUCGAGAAGAAACUUAACUUAAAUACUCUCCUAUUGCAAAUGCCGAUAGGAAUUGAGCAGAAAUUUAAAGGAGUAUACGACCUUGUGUCGAGAAAGUGCUACUUAUUUAAGGGUCAAAAUGGGAUCAUAGUGGAGGAAGUAAACGAUACAGAAGUGACUGUACACGAUCCAUCCUUUUCAUACGAAAUGAUGGAAAUGCUUAGAACCCGUAUCUUAGAAAAGCUAGCUGAUGUAGAUGACGAAUUUGCUGACAUUUACCUUAACCAGGAAAUUAAUGACAUAAGGACCGAGGACGUGAUGGGAGCCAUACGUAGAUGUACCAUUAAGAAUGCCAUCGUGCCUAUCUGUCUGGGUAGCGCUAAGAAUAACGUGGGAGUUCAAAUUUUGCUCAAUUAUGUGUGUAGCUUUUUGCCUUCUCCUCGGGAGGUGGGGAGCUACGGCUACGUCUACGAGGGGGGCGCGCACGCAGGGAGCGAAGCCAAUGCGGGAAGCGAAGCCAAUGCGGGAAGCGAAGCCAAUGCGGGAAAGGAAGCCAACACCGCCAAUACCGCCAACACCGCCAAUACCGCCAACACCGCCAACACCGCCAAUGCCGCCUCCGCGCAGGGCAAAAGCCGAAGGCGUGUCGAGCUGCAGUGCGACAGCGCGCUGCCCAUGGUGGGCUUCCUGUUCAAAAUACAGGAAGACGCGAUGCAUGGCCAAAUGAGUUACUUCCGUAUCUACCAAGGGAAAAUCAAAAAAAAGGACAACAUAACGAAUAUGCUAACAAGCAAGAGAGAGGUGAUCAAAAAAAUAUUAAAAAUGCACUCGAACAUGGCCCAAGAAGUAAACGAAGCGCAUGCAGGGGACAUCGUUGCAAUUAAUGGAAUCAGUGGGUCCACAGGGACGACAUACACGAAUGGAGUCUCCUCGAAUCUACACCUCCUAAAUAUACAUGUGCCCAAACCAGUCAUAUCUGUAGCUGUGGAGAUCGAGAAGAAGGGAGAUAUGACCAAGCUGACCAAGGCAUUAAACAAGUUCGUCAAGGAAGACCCAACAUUUCACGUUAAGACUGAUGAACAAACGAAGGAGAUUAUAUUCGAAGGAAUCGGGGAAUUACAACUAGAAAUAUACAAAGAGAGACUAAAAAGGGAAUACGGCAUAGGGGUCCAACUGAAGAAUCCAAAAAUAAAUUUCAAAGAAACUAUUACGAAGCCAUAUGAAUGCACGUAUACAUAUAAAAAACAAAAGGGAGGUGCAGGACUAUAUGCACAUGUUCAUGCGAUUUUCGAAACUGUGUCCGAUGAUUACAAUGAGACAAGUUACUGCACAUUCGUUAAUGAAGUGGUAGGAAAUGAUCUCCCAAAAAAUUUCAUUUUAUCAAUAGAGAAAGCCUUUAAAGAACAAGUCGAAAAAGGUUACCUGAACAGUUCAGAAAUUAUUAACAUGAAAAUGAGAUUAAUUGGAGGGAAAAUUCACGAAGUGGAUAGUAACGACUUGGCAUUUAAAAGAGCCACCAUUCAUCUUAUAAAAGAAAAUUAUCAGAAUUUUCUUCCUGUGCUUUUGGAACCCAUUAUGCUGGUUGAAAUAAUUUCACACUAUGAGCAUCAGAGCAACAUCCUCACCAGUAUCACCAAGCGGAAGGGACUAGUAACCAACAUCGUUAACCAUAUGAACGCUGUUCAUAUUUACGCCGACAUUCCCUUAAAGCACAUGUUCAAUUAUAUUAACGAGAUUCGUUCCAUUACACAGGGCCAGGGUACCUACACUAUGGAGUUCGCUCGGUACGAGCAGGUACCCAAGAGCGACUUGGACGAGAUCCUGCGCCGGGAAGGCAGCGCUAGUAAGCGGUGCGAAUAG